AUGGAGCAAACUACGCCAGAGAAACGUGUCCGGAUGGACAAGAUGCCUGCUCCGCCUGCCGAAACCAGAAGUCCUCGUCGGAGUAGCCGCGUAAAGAAGAACCCUUCAAUCACCCCGAACCGCUUCAACAAGUUCUUCCAUCCGAGACUGCAAGACACCAAGAACAAGUCAGUUCGGACCUCUCGAAAAGCUUUGCAGAAGUUGUCCGCAGCAAACCUUAACAGCCGUCUAAAGGGCAACAAAGUCACACUGGCCGCGGACGAAGAGGACGGACCUCCUUCAAAAAGGAGAAGACUGUCCUUCAGCUCCAUACCUUCCAUUCCCUCUUCGCCGGUCACGAAAUCACCUGCCAGCCAAGAUAAUGCACGGACUACGGGAGCAGGCCUGAUAGGUGUGAAGGGCUCUCCCGGCACAUGCCUUGGGCUGGACGACGACGACAACGAUGAUGAUGACGAUGACGACGAGUAUUUGGACGAAGAUGAAUUAGAAUGUCGGCCACGAGUGACUAGGUACAAAUCUCUCAGCAGCUCCGCAGGCAACCUGUCUAGGCAAUUAGGUGGCAGAGGAAUCCUUCGGCAGGCCAACGACAGCAAAUUGUGGCAGAAUGAGACGGGAAACUUCUAUACUCUUCCGGACGACGUCUUCACGAACUCUACCAACACCACACGGGAACGGUCAUUGCCCUUCUGCGCGACGAGCUUCCACCAGCAAGAGUCUGUCGCUAUCGGGAACGAAGAUGGCCAGAUCGAGAUAUACCGAGCGUGGCCACGUGUAGAGGGCUAUGAUGGCUCUCUCAAGUUCGAGGGUCGAAUGAUCCCCCACGACAACGCCAUUAUGGAUAUGCAGUUCUCGCCGGAUGAUCAUUUCCUCGCUACCGCGUCCGGGGACCAGACCUGCCGAAUCAUCGACAUGAACACUCGUACCGGCACGCAUACGCUGGUUGGUCAUGUUGGUUCAAUCAAAAAUGUGCGAUGGCAACCUGCUUCGGGCAAUAAGAUACUGGCGACGUGCUCCCGUGAUGGAAGCGUGUGCCUGUGGGAUCUACGCUGUGCACAGAACGCCCUGGGAUCAUUGAAAGUGAAGCCCCUCACGCGCUCACCGCACUUCCUCAAUAACAGCAGAGAAGUUGUUCCUCAAACCGAGAUUGUCGGUGCGCAUACGCCCUGGGACAAAGUCAAGCUGAUGAACAGCAAGCGCCCGUCUGCUCCACUAUCUUCGAAAGCCGACUUCGCCGUUACAGCCUGCGCAUUCAUUAGCGAGACUCGUCCGCAUAUGCUAGCGACGGCUUCCGAGCACAACGCUAUCAUCAAGCUAUGGGACCUGCGGGCGUCGUACAAGCAGCGAUCAGGUCGACCUAUUCCUGUUUCGGCGACAGCAGAGCCCAAGAGUCACGAGCUUACCCGUCCAUUUGGCGUCACGUCCAUAGUGAUGAGCACAGAUGGCGCAAGACUCUACACUCUGUGCCGGGACAAUACCAUUUAUGCUUACUCCACCGCACAUCUUGUCCUUGGAGGCUCGCCGGGGAUGAACCCAUCCUCAACUCAAGCGUUCAAAGCCUCUCGCAGCGCUGGCACAGGCCUUGGUCCCUUGUAUGGCUUCCGCCACGAGAAACUGCGACUCGGGUCAUUCUACGACAAACUUUCCCUUCGUCCCAAGACAGAUGAGAACACGGAACUGCUGGCUGCGGGCACAGGCGAAGAUUGCGCCGUCCUCUUCCCCACCGACGAACGAUACCUCGCAAAAGCUGCUCGAACGCCUUUCCCUACCACCAGAGCCUCUUCAAGCACAUCGAACCACCCCUCCAGGGCUUCUCUCCCACAACGCGCUUCUGCGUCGAAAAUGACCACUUCCUUUACCUUGCACAGCAACGACCCAGAGGCCACACAUAUGUAUCACCAUGGCACUCCCCUCAUCAACGGCCACAGGAAGGAAGUUUCCUGCUGCGCGUGGAUCCCAGGCAACGGACAACUCGUCACGAUAGCGGACGAUUAUGUCGCCCGAUGCUGGUACGAGGAUGACCCCGGAAAAGCACGGGAGCUGAGGUCGAAUACAGGACGGGAUGUGGCGAGGGCGAAAAGCGGAUGGGCGGCCGUUGUGGCAGGGUGGGAUGAGGAGGACUAG
Molecule: messenger RNA, 2121 nt
Organism: Cladophialophora carrionii CBS 160.54
Lineage: Eukaryota; Fungi; Ascomycota; Eurotiomycetes; Chaetothyriales; Herpotrichiellaceae
Exons: 1
Coding region: 1-2121 (706 amino acids)
Biological process (GO): proteasome-mediated ubiquitin-dependent protein catabolic process
Cellular component (GO): nucleus
Molecular function (GO): protein-macromolecule adaptor activity; protein binding
Source: RefSeq, a predicted model, not a curated record